This is a messenger RNA of Aspergillus sclerotioniger CBS 115572, 2276 nucleotides long. Its product is annotated as adenylate-forming enzyme AfeA. Gene Ontology annotation, molecular function: CoA-ligase activity. The transcript is spliced from 3 exons. Gene Ontology annotation, biological process: secondary metabolic process. NCBI's taxonomy places the organism in Eukaryota, Fungi, Ascomycota, Eurotiomycetes, Eurotiales, Aspergillaceae. The record is from RefSeq and is a predicted model, not a curated record. The coding region runs from base 211 to 1854 and encodes 547 amino acids.
GAACAUUUCAUUUGCCUGAUAUGACCCGAACUUGAGUUCAUGUGUGCCGCUACCCUGAAAACGGACUCCGUGCCUGACCGAACUAUCACCGGAGGGCUUGGGCGCCAUGCCAAGGAGCUCACAAGAUCAUCUCUCUUCAGCUGAGUCCGAAAUAGUCAUUCUACUCCAUUCAACUAAUAAGCGUCUGUGUAUUGAACGACCAACGUUCAAAUGGAUAGUUCUGCAGUUAAUCAUUUUGAUGUGCUGUCUUUUGCCUUUGGUCGCGUGGUCAACUACGAGGAUCGCCCACUUUACAUCAAUGCUAAGGAUCCCUCUCGCAGCCUAUGUGCUAUCCAGCUACGACGACUGGUGCGAACUCUGAUCGCAGGUCUGAAACGCCAUAUCCAGCAAGGGGAUUGUGUGUUGGUCCACCUGGGCAACAGCUAUGUCCACCCAGCACUCUUCUUCGGCAUUAUAGGUGCUGGGGGUGUAUACCUGGGUGCUAGCCCUGACAGCCCACCUUAUGAACUCAUCAAUGUUUUCAAUCUGGGAAAUCCAAAGUUGAUCAUUACAUCAAGCCAGACAUUACAGACUGUCCUGGGCGUCUCAACAAGCAAAGGUCUCUGUCCCGAACAAGUCUGUCUGUUCGAAGAGUUGGCUAUCACCCGCUUCCUAGGAUCAAGUCCUAGUAUCCCGGUCGGGGGUGCUGGGCACAUCACAAUGGCACAUUUUCUCUCCCACGGCGAAGAGGAUUGGAUCAGGCUUGAUGAGGAAUCUCUGGCAAAAACCACUCCGGCUGCCAUGUACUGCACCAGCGGCACCAGCGGACUUCCAAAAGCCGCCGUUCUCUCACACCACGCCAUUAUUUCCCAACAUAGGAAUAUACACUAUGAAUUUCCGUUCGAUGUCAAGAGACUCGUUGUCAUUCCAAUGUACCAUCGUUUUGGGGCACUCUGGCACACUUUCCCCAUCCGUCACGGAGAGCCUGCAUACAUCAUGCACAAGUUUGAGGUCGGCCAGUUUCUUAAAGCCGUCCAAGCCUAUCAAAUAACUGAAACACACAUCGUUCCGGCCACGGUUCACCUACUGAACCAGACCUCUCAGCCUGUAACGGACUUCCUAUCAUCCCUGCGUAUGGUAGGCGUUGGGGGUGCCCCUAUUGAUGCAGCAUCACUGCAGAAGUUUCAAAGUCUGCUACACAGUCAGGCUACUGCGGCGCAGACCUGGGGUAUGACAGAGACUGGCCCAGUAUUUGUAGGCAAAUAUGGAGAACGAUCUGAUAAAGCAAGUAUCGGGAAAACCAUCGGUAACAACGAGGCAAAACUCCUCGACGAUCAAGGUAUGAUAAUAAACAGCGACGGCUGUUCUGGAGAGUUGUGCGUUCGAGGCACAGGUCUCCUUCUACACUACAAGGGACGAGAUGACGGGAUAGACAGAGAAGGGUGGUUCCGAACGGGGGAUGUGGCCUACCGACAAGAUGGAUACUACUACCUACUGGGACGGACCAAAGAGAUCAUCAAAGUGCAAGGAUAUCAAGUAGCACCAGCCGAGAUAGAAGCUGUCCUCUUGACGCAUCCAGGGAUAAACGACGCCGCAGUCCUUGGAGUCCAAUCGAGUGACAAAGGCGUCGAAGUUCCCCGGGCCUUUGUCGUGAAGUCUGCCUCAGGAACCCACCUGGCAGCAGAUGAUGUCUACCAAUUUGCACAAUCCCGAUUAGCAGGCUACAAAGCCUUGGAUGGGGGCGUGGUGUUCGUCACCGAGAUCCCUCGAACAGUGAGUGGGAAGAUCCUCCGAACCAAGUUGGCGCAGAUGAACGCUCAGCGGGACAAAGUCGCCCAGAUUCUCUCCCGCAGAGUCAUUAAGGUGACCUCUUGAUCAACGUACCACCUGGGAGGAUCCGUGACUCUUGUGGACACAACUGCAACUGCGUCAUCUCAUAUCACACGAGGAAUAAUCCCACAUUUAUCAGAUAUGUUUCGGAGGGAGUCUCACUUCACCAUCACUUUUGACUGCUAUUUCUCCAUCCAUUUCAAGCCGCAUGACCUGAGAUCAGCUCCAUAUAGAAAUGCAGAGCACCUUUGACAGCUACGAGCAACAAGAGGCGAUGUAGUUAUAUAUCAGCAUGAGAGCAACUCAGAAGUCGGUCUCGCUCCAAGGGCUUUUACGUACCUCUUACACUCCGAGCCUGAUGCAUAGAUGCCGCAGUAACCGGUCACAUUACAACCCAGACUCUGGACUUGGACAAUAAUUAUUUCAAAGCAGCAAAAUUGACCAAAUUACAUGCAGAUAGAGAUCGU